This is a messenger RNA of Vanessa atalanta (red admiral), 7439 nucleotides long. RefSeq names its product protein sprint (gene spri). The transcript is spliced from 24 exons. Gene Ontology annotation, molecular function: guanyl-nucleotide exchange factor activity; small GTPase binding. The coding region runs from base 300 to 5294 and encodes 1664 amino acids. Gene Ontology annotation, biological process: signal transduction; vesicle-mediated transport. Gene Ontology annotation, cellular component: cytosol; endocytic vesicle. Lineage: Eukaryota; Metazoa; Arthropoda; Insecta; Lepidoptera; Nymphalidae. The record is from RefSeq and is a predicted model, not a curated record.
UCGUCGCGCCGCGCGUCGCGUUCGUGAACCGCACCGUAGACACGAAACCGUACACAUAUCAAAUUUCAAAACGAAAAUUUGAUAUAGUCGUCGAUUUGUGGAAGUGAUUAAAAGUUUUGCGGGUUUACCGGUAAUUUUAGAAGUUUUAACGUAUAGUUUCAUUUUGGUUUUGUGCUUUACGUUUGUUAUUUACGUAUGUGUUUUUGUUUUUUACAAGUGAUUCUUUAACGGCCUCUGUUUUAGUAACGAAAAUGUAGAUUGAUGAAAGUAGGUAACGUCUACUUUUAUUAAAAAGUACGAUGUCUAUUGACCAGGCAUCACCACUGGUGCCCAUCAAGCCUCAGAUCGCGUUGCAAAACAGUGCAUUUAUAAAGAACAGUCAUAAUAGGAGCAGUUUCUGCGGAGUGACUCCAUCGCCAACGAAUGGCAACAGAACGUUCAAAACUUUCUCUGUAAAUCGCAAGAGUUGGAGUGGAAACGUAACUCUUCCGCUUCAACAGUAUGCUCUAGAUGAACCGGCGCCGAAGCUUGGGACAUUUCGCUCCGGGACAGGAACUUUUCCCAGAAACCGGGAACGGAACAAUAACAGUGCCUCCAACGGAAUAUUAACACCUAACGGGAACUCCGUGCAAACGCUCAAAGGAAAUGAAGUGAGGAGGAGCGGAUGCUCUAACGGCCGACGCUACGCUGAGAUCGGAAACUGGAGCAAAAGAAAUGCAACGUUCCUUGAGCCGCAUCUUCAAGGGGUGAGGCGACGCGAUAGUCGAAGCUCCGACUCCGAACACGAUGAGAGAUCAACUGAGGAUGACGAACGAUCGCUCAUUCGCAGCUCACCACGAACAAGGCUACCGCCUCCUCCGCCCCCACCGCCAGACGACGAGCCCCCGCCGAUGAAACCUCGCGAGUUCUUUGAAAGAUUACAAAGCCAAGCGAUGAAAGAAGCCCAAGAUAGAAAACAGAAAAGAGAACUCAAAGAAUCGAAUCAUCUAUUUCGGCCCUUGGACGCUGACGGUAGCCUAGGAGACAGUCUGAGCCAGAGUCGAGAGAGUCUAUCAUCAGACGGAGAAGGGGCCAAAGGGGAUUGUUCCUCAGUGGGAUCUUCAGGAUCUGAGUCAGAAGAGCAGCCACCAUGCGACAUCGGUUUGCUGGAAAGGCUAAUCAGAACACACCCGGUCUGGUUUCUUCCGGGAAUUCAGCGUGCUGGUGCCUUUCAUCUUUUACAAGGAAAAGAAGAAGGAAACUUUGUAGUUCGCCAAUCGAGUCAGCCUGACACGAUGGCGAUCAGCGUCCGGCUGCCCGCAGAUAAAGGGCCGUAUAUAGAGCACUAUCUGAUACAAGCAUCGAGCGGCCGCAUUGGUCUCGAAACUUCACACAAUCGCUUCGACAAUAUACCUGAACUGAUCGCACAUUAUUCUCAAUGCUGCGAUGAGCUACCAGUGCAACUUCAGUUGCCAAGGCCGCUUCGAGAAGCAAAGAGUCGUCACCAGUUAAGUUCUCUUGCUUUGCUUGGGCAAGAGUUUUGGGGCUAUCCAAUGGCCAAUCCAAAAAAUAACCCGAAUAACCUACUCUCACCCAGUCAGCUGGCUAAUGGAGCAAUACCAAUGGCUGUCACACCAUCAGAUACUGGAUCUAGUCUUAGCAGUUUUAAUGCAAGUACAGUGGCAAACUCUCGAGAGCAAAUUUUAAGCCCAGAUAAGGAUCAGAAUGUAAUUUUAAAAAUGUCACCCGUAGACACUUCGGGCUCCCCACCGAGUCAAAGCCAGAGCCUAAGUACGUUUAAAGGUAGAACUGCCCCAUCACCACCAGCUAAACCGACUGGAACAUUUGUCAGAGCACCGCGACCAACCCCACCAAAUACUUUAAAUCUAAUAUCCAGUACUGCGCAUAUAACUCAUCCUCACACAUUUCCUACUACAAACGCGCCACAUUCCCCGACUCAUUCCAAUAACGUUAAAACGACUCCGCCGCCUCCUCCUCCCCGAUGGGCGAAACCACCUUUUCCAAAGAUAUCCUUGUCCCCUAAAUCAGAAGCUUUUAGUCCAAUUAACAAAGCUACGAGUGGGAAUAUAAUUGUCACGACAACAGUUACUUUUAGUGUAAAUAAUACACAAAUACACAAUCAUCAAAUUAACGAAAGCAUUCAAAGUGACCGGUUGCAACUAACGCUUGCGUCUAAUAGCCUAAAUAAUAAUAGUUCUGAUGCUAUGUUCAGCAUUAUGGACGGAGCGAAAAGCUUAACUGACUCUAACGGAGAACUGCAGAAUAUGAUGCACCGUCUGACACCAGAAGGAGAAUGUAUAAGUACAAUGUCAGCUAGUUUACACGGCAGCUUUAAAAGGCAGAUCAUUGAACAAAAUAACACCGAAGCUGGAUCUCCGCUAGAAUCUCAGUCUCAGACGAAUACCUCUGAAUCGGUCGAUCCCAUAGCAAAUACUUUGACAAAAUCAAGUGUUCCCUUCCCUUCUAAUCAAUUAGUAUCUCCAAAUGGGACCAAUUCUGUCACCAGUGGCAUUUUUUCUCCGACAAGUCAAAUCAAUUCACCAGUAUCUAAUGAUACUAUUUCAUCUAAAAGUGGAAUAUUCUCACCAAUAAGUCAGACUAAUAAAAGUGAAGUUUUUUCUCCUGUUUCCCGAAGCUCACCUAUAUCAAAUAAAAAUGUUUUUUCUCCUACUUCAAAUAAUUCUAUAACGUCACCUAUGACCGGUAAAGAUAGAGAAAAAGUAUUAACUCCCAAUACUAAUACUACAAGCUCUACGCCUUCUGGUCGAUCGAGGAGGAGUAAACACUCCAUGCGCAAGGAGUCCAGACAUUAUCAGGAAUCAGAUAUCCUUGAAUCACCGGGGGUAUAUUACAGAAGUUCUUUGAUGGAUAAAGUAAGUGAUUAUGAAGAUAUUUGGGGACCAGAAAGUAAUAACUGUUCAACAUUUAAACCACUUAAGUCUGAAAAUGAUAAUAAUAAUAUAAAUAGUGGUCUCAUGAAAAGUAAGAGACCGGAUCUUCUGCCGGAUACACUGCCAAAACUGAACGCAGCAAAGAGCACUCAGUCAAUAGUAGAAAAAGAAAACAUGAUUCUGCUCAAUUCAGUGGAAAGUCUGAAUGAAAAACGAAAUCUCUCAGACAAUUCUCUUAAAAAAAGCUUUAACGGUUCCAACGAAAUUAUAGCAACUACAAACAGUAAGGGUGACGUCGUAGCAAAGCGACCUGACAAGCUUAAUAUUGUUAUGAAUAUGAAUAAGAAAUUAACCGAAGAGAUUGAAGCUACUUUGAAAAUAAGAGAAAAUCAUAACAUAGAGAGUAUGGAAACGGUUAAAAUGGAGGACGACUAUAUUAAACGUGAUGACUCUGAGAAAGAGCACGCAGGCAGCCCUUUUUAUGCUGAUCCUGUAGAUGCAAUUAAAGAAGCCGCUCUACUUCCCGUACAACGACGAAAGUUAUUAAGAUCUGCUGUGAACCUCUCACAGAGAUAUUCGGAGCCACCAUCUCAAAAUCAUCCUUAUUAUCCUCUUCGAGAUAUGCAUAGUAUCGAAGAACUUUCACCGUCUUCUCCAAACACUUCAACGUCAGUAGAUAAUCUGGUGUCAUUAAGGUGCAAGCCCAAGAUGAAGGCGGUGGAGCCGCCACGUGUGGCUGCCAAGCCGCCCAGCGGCAGGAACGAACACACUUGGGCCGUUGAUUCCAGUUGGCAAUUCAUCAAUAAGAAUGACGAGUGCUCAAAUAGCGAGAGUGGGACAUUCCCUUCACUCGUCGAGCAAGAGAGCCGGUUGAGUGGAGUGGACGACGGGGUGCAACAUUUGACUGUACACCAAGUAGUCGCACAGCGAUUCCCGGAGCUACGUUUGAACGCAGAGCCGGCAGCGCUGCCGGAAGAGGUGCGUUCUCCACCGCGCGCGUCGUGUUAUGAUAACGUUCACGAUCUUAGACCAUUAUCUGAACAAGCAAGUGACGAUGGCACGGUCUUCUCUGAGCCAUGGGACAGUUCGCAAUGGGAUGGACUUAUACCACCUACAAACGUCCAGCAGAACUAUGAUGCCGAUGAACCGUGUGAGUGGGAAUCACCAAUACCACGCCGAGGGCCAACGGCAGUCACGCGAGCUAAGAGCUUCCGGGACAGGCUAGAUCCUCUACUAGCAGCGGGUCGUGUCCGCGCACUGCGCGGCGGACGCUCGACGCGAGGCGCCGGCGCAGCGCUUCGGGCGUACGCGCUACAUCUCGCGCAGGACAAGAGUACAACGUUCGCACAGAAUGUUGAUAACUUCAUCGCCUGCACUUUGGAUUCCAAGGAAACUUGCCCUCAGAUAAUGAUGCGCAAUAUGAGGCAAUUUAUGUCCGGAAUGAAGAAUUAUCUCGUGAAACAUGGUGAGAGGGAAUUUGAAAAGGAGGUGGAGAAAGAACGACUUAAGUUGAAACCAACGGAAUUCCUAAACUUGGACGCGAUAUUGGAAGGCGUGAUGCAUAGGCUGGUAGUUCGUCCGUUGCGGUCGAAGCUUUACACUUUACUUGCUUCGUGGCAUUCUGCUGAUGUACGACAGUUGCAUUCCGCUAUUGAAAGAGCGCAACAUGCAACACCUCUGCAGUUAGGAAUUAAAGAAUCCACAAAGAUACCUUCAUCGGCAGUCUUAGCAGUCAUCUCAAAACAUUUCCUGAAGAUGCAAGAAGCUGAUUCUCCGUUGGACAAACUUGAAAACCUUCUGGCGGCUAUAUCGGUCAUGUUUAAUGCGAUCCGCGGUGAACGUACGCUCGGUGCUGAUGACCUCCUCCCCGUUCUCGCGUGGACGGUCGCUCGCUGUCGGCUAGUGUGCGCAGAGCUGGAGGCGGAACUGAUGGCGGGCCUGCUGCCGGCCGCCCUACUCGCCGGCGAGGGGGGCUACUAUCUCACGGCCCUGUUCUCUGCUGUCGCGGUGCUCAAGAGACUGGCGCCGGAUACCGGACCGGACAGUACGACUCCUUGGCGGCGCGGCUCGGCGGAGAGCGCGCGCGAGGGCUGCGGCGUGGCGGUGGUGCGCGUUGCGCUGCCGGACGAGUGCCGCGGCUCCAUCCGGCGCGUGGCGCUGCCGUGCCGGCCGGGAGCGCGCGCGCGCGACCUGUGCCGCGCGCUGGCGCACGCCGCGCACAUCACCAACCCGCAGGACUACGCGCUCUUCGCACUGCACGACGGACAGGAAACAAUGUUGAACGAAAAUGAUUGCCCUCAAGAGGUAAUGUCGGAAAAAAGUGGACAAAACUUCAUUCUCGCUUAUAAGAGGAUAGACGCUAAAAUCGCGUGGCCUCAGCAGGCUCUGCUCUCUUAUCCGUAAAUGACUCUCUCACUAGCGUCGUAAGCAGAAAUCUCACUCAUUGAAAACGGACAAGGUGCGGAACAAAUAAAAUAUAACAAAAGUUAUGGACGACUUUAAAUGGUAAAGUCGAAAGAGGUUGUCGACGAGCUCAUUACCAACAAAUACAUUAUAAUUGACUCUGGAAAAUAUAUUUUUGUCAUCUAAUAGUGAUAUUUUCUACGAUAUUAGCCAACUGUAUCUACCGUUAUUGUAGUCUUGUAUAAGUACAUUGCGCCUAGGCAGUAUUUUUCAAGCCUUGCUAUCGCUUCUCGUAUUUGCGUACUAAUUAAUGUCUUUUCCAUGUAGCUUUUUUACCCCAUUAGUGUUUAACAUUUUAUAUACUUCGACUGAAUAAUCAUGAUCCUCUCAAAUGUUUUGUACAUUUGUAUUACGCGUGUUUUUAAUAAGUUCGUGUGGUGUAAGUUUUAUAAUAAGUUGUUUUAUUUUAUAAUUAACUUAAACCGACGAUCGUUACCUUAAAAAGGUAGCUUUUUAGUCGGAUGUAUGUAUGUAUAUGUUCCUAAAUUACAAAAUGUACACUGAAAUAACUCACCAAAUUGUUGUUUUUAGUUUGUAGUAUAUCUGAAAGUUUUUCUAGUUCGAUAUUUCGUUUGAACGUCUAUUCUAACUUUUAUAAACGCUAACUUGUUUAUUGAACUGUGAUGUAAUUUGUAUUAGUAAAGUAAGUUUGUAUUAAUUUUGUAUAUUCGUAGAGGAUUUUCUUAAUAUAAUUUAUUUAUGUAUAGCUUAAGGAAGUGUACGGAUCAGGGGAAUGAUGAAUAAAUUUUGGCAGAGAAUAAUGUCACUUAGUUAAAACGAGUAACUUCUUUUAAUUGACUUUGAAUUAAUAUGGUUUAAAAAAUAACAAUAACAAAAGUCAAGUAAAAUAUUUAACACCAAAAACAACCAUCAAAAUGUUUUAAAAACGCCAUAGAUAUAAAAAUUAUAGAGCUAACGUUUAUUCAUCAAUUAAUAUAUUCAGAUAUGAUGGCAUUUUAUUUUUCACAACAAUACUAUUUUUAAAGUCUUAACGUUAUUACCUAGAAUACAUUUUGUUCAGAACAUUUACUUAAAAUGAUAACUUAUUAUAUAUGUAAUUUUAUUUCAUUAACAAAAUCAACAUUCGUCGUUAAAGUAAACCAAAUGAAGCGGUACACUAAUCCCUUACAUAGCAAAUUCGGUUUUAUUUCAAAUGGUUCAUACAAAAAAAACCUUUAAAAUAAAAGUUAUCAAGGCCUAAAUAUUUCUACUCGAAUAGACCAUGCAAUGGUAUCAUUAUUAAUAAUUAAUGAUGCACGUGAAGAUGGGAUAUGAUAAAAAUGGUCAAAUUAUAGUAAUUAAUAAAUAUCAAAUUGAUUCAAAUUCCACUUGUAAUCAUGACAUACAAAUAAAUAAGUAUGUCCUAUGAUAAAAUUGCAGUCGUUUAUUGCUUUACAGUAAUUGUGUAUUUGGUUUUGUUUACUUCAUUAUUUUAGAUUUGGAACGUAUCUUUUAACUAAAAUAUAUUUUGUCUCAGUCUUUUCAAAGAUAAGUCUAAUAUGUAGGAAAGAGACAGACAUUACAUUGCUUUUUAAUUUUUUCUUAAAAUAUCAUUCAUAAGAGUUUGCUUAUAAAUAUUACAAAGUCUGAACGCUUGUGUACACAAAUACCUUAAUAUUUACAUACAAGUACAUUUUUUAUAAAUUGUGUGUUAUUAGAUAUACAUUUCGCUUACUACCUUUUAUUCUAUGGGAUGCAUAUAUAUACACUAGGUUCUAUUAUUAAUAGUAUACAAUAUAUUAAUACGUAAAUUCAGCUUAAUAUUUUACUACGUAUUUGUAAUACAGUUUUCUGAUACGUAUGUUUAUUAAUAAAUAAUGUCGGUGCCACAUAUCUGAAUAUCUAACAAAACAUACAGUAUUAUAGCGAAUUGUCUAUGACGUUCCAACUGAAUCAUCUUUAAUAAUAAAUAAAACAUUUUGUCUGAGACGUUGAAUCGGAAACAAUACGUAUAUCAAUUCGUCGUAAUACUGUGUUAACUACGAUUUUGUAUUUAUUGCAGUCUUGUAUUUUAAGGUUAGCUAACACGUAUAUUGUGUUUUGAUAACAAUUUCAGUCAUUUGUGAAAAAUAAAAACAUUUUUAC